Molecule: messenger RNA, 575 nt
Organism: Amoebophrya sp. A25
Lineage: Eukaryota; Dinophyceae; Syndiniales; Amoebophryaceae
Source: the annotation of a GenBank genome assembly
AACUUGACCACUUGGCAAACAGGCUUGCCGACGCCUUUCGACGUGCGUUGGCGCAGAAGGCAGAGGCUUCCUUGGGCUAAGGCUACCGCUGAAGCAUCCUCAGCGCCAUCCUGCUGGGCUUCUUUUUCAAGGGAAAAAAGCGCUCAGGGAUGGGCUCAAGGAUGCUGCGUGGUAGCAGCUCUAAUUGGAGCAGUCGGAGGAACUAAGAAGAGUGCGUGAAGGUUUCGAGUUCAGCCAAGAUUACGAUCCAAUGCUACACGUCCACGUUGUUGGGCUUACUUGUCACUACCUGCAUCCAGCUGCGGAAUCUCGCGCGCGUCUCAGUGUACAGCCCCUCCUGCAAUUAGGACCAGUUGUUGAAGCAUUUCAUAUUCAUAUUAUUGUACUUACACUAUAAUAUAAUUUGACACAUUUCGUAAUUUUCAAGAUGAAGAUGGAACGUGUCAAAAAAUAUGUAAGUAUACAGAGGGCAAAUGUGAACUGUUUCAGCCACUUCUUUUAAUGCAGCUGGUCAAUCACAGCACUCUGAUAGCGCAAGUCACGCCGGGAACAGGAGGAGGGUUGCUCGAUUCCUU